AAAGGCACCCGGUGCAGCUUUCACUGUGACGCAGGCAAGGCAGGCAAGGCCCACUGCUCCAGGUUGUCCGGUAAGCUGCCUGCAGAGCUGCACGCAUGUUGCUGGUAUCAGGAUUCGGGGGCAUUAGGAGCCAAACGCGAGGAAAAGAAACGGCGGCGAGCGGUGGAAGGCAAACCAGGACGGCAAAUGAUUGAUUUUAGCUUUUGGCACAAACUAGCGCCGCUCGUUUUCUGGUUAGUUAAUGGGGCAAUAAGGUAGGCUACCGUGGCUGUCGCCAGCACUACAACUUUAUUUUCACGGACUCAAGCGACGCACAGGCAGUGUGUAAGUGUCUUUCAGCAAGGCAUAUCUCACGUCUUCGAGGACCAUGACGUUUUUUGCACAGUGACUAGCAAUAUAACCUACAUUUUUUUUUCAAUUACAAAGCGCGCGAAAGGUUAACUUGAUAAAGCUUCCCCUCUUCACGUUCAACCACCACAUGAGAGGUCGACGUCGAUAAGAGCCUUCCUCCCGUUUUUUGUUUUAUUUUUCAAUUGGAGCCGCCUAAAUCUACGUUGGGGAAAUGCCUUUGGGUUUGUUCUGGAUGUGUCUGUGGUGUUUUCUUCGUCCUGGAGCCACUGGUCAAGGACGGUCGUCCCCGGCUGCUUGUUCCCCCUCAUGCAGCUGCGAUGAAGAUGGAGGUGCCGACUGCUCCGGGAGAGGACUGACCACCGUCCCGGCUGGCCUCAGUGCUUUCACCUACUACCUAGAUCUCAGCAUGAAUAACAUCACUGAACUUCCAGCAUAUGUUUUCAAGAACUUCCCGUAUCUGGAGGAGCUGAGACUUGCAGGGAAUGACUUGUCCUUCAUCCACCCUGAAGCCUUUUCUGGAUUGCAUCAGCUCAAAGUCCUGAUGCUCCAGAAUAAUCAUCUGAAGACAGUACCGAGUGCUGCUCUGAAGAACCUUCAUUUUCUCCAGUCUCUUCGACUAGAUGCAAACCAUAUCACUGCAGUUCCAGAUGACAGUUUUGAAGUUCUUCAGCAACUGCGGCAUCUAUGGUUGGAUGACAACGACCUUACAGAGGUCCCAGUUGGUUCUCUGCGGCACCAAUCAAACCUACAGGCACUAACGUUGGCACUCAACCACAUCUUGUUCAUACCAGACAACGCCUUUGCGAACCUCACCAGUCUAGUUGUACUGCAUCUUCACAACAACCGAAUUACAGAGAUUGGCAACAAAAGCUUCACUGGUCUUGUGAACCUGGAAACAUUGGAUCUUAACUUCAACAACCUGAUUGCUUUUCCAAAAGCAAUCGAAGCCCUGCCCAAACUGAAAGAACUGGGAUUUCAUAGCAAUGAUAUUGCUUCCAUACCUGAAGGGGCUUUUCAUAAGAACCCCCGACUAAGAACCAUACAUUUCUAUGACAACCCUUUGUCCUCUGUGGGUUCCACGGCUUUCCAGAAUUUGUCUGACCUCCACUCCCUGAUGCUGCGUGGAGCAGGCUUGAUGCAUGACUUCCCAAUCCUCACAUUGACAAACAACAUUGAGAGCUUGACACUAUCGGGCACCAAGGUAUCAUCUGUUCCCAAUGAUCUGUGUGACAAUCUCAAGCUCCUAAGGAAACUAGAUUUGUCCUACAAUGAGAUCAAGGAGUUACCAUCUCUUCAGGGCUGUGUCCGACUGCAGGAGAUAACCUUUCAGCACAACCAAAUUGAGCAAAUAGGAAUGCAACAUUUUCAAGGUCUAACUGCUCUUCGUUUGCUAGACCUGAGCAGGAAUAAAAUCAAAUUUAUUCACAUAGAUGCAUUUCUGAGCCUUGCUACUCUUACUAACCUAGAUCUGAGUAUGAAUUCUCUGACUGUGCUUUCGAUGAAUGGACUGAGUACCCUCAAUCAACUGAAACUCUCAGGGAACCCACAGAUGAAAAAUGUGCUGACUCUAAGGCAGUUACCCAAACUCAGAUCUAUUUCCGUUCCUUACGCCUACCAGUGUUGUGCAUUUGUGGGAUGUAACUCUGUGACAAGUUCUUGUGAGGGAAAUGACGUCAAGCGAUCAGGAGGUGGAGAGGUGGUGGAACGAAUUCCAAUGACCGUGCAUUGCUCGCCCUCACCAGGAGCUUUCAAGCCUUGUGAACAUCUUUUAGGCAACUGGAUGAUUCGCCUGACAGUUUGGUUUAUCUGUUUAGUGUCCCUGGUUUUUAACAGCCUAGUGCUGGUUGCCACCUUCUCAUCAUCACACUGCACCUUCGGCCACUCCCAAUUCUGGACACUACCCAUCCCUCCACCCAGGUCGUUGAUGGGGCUUCUCGCCUUGGCAAACCUGCUUACUGGCAUCUAUGUGGGUGUGUUGACUGUGUUGGACUUUGCUUCUUGGGGAUCUUUCGGGGAGUUCGGGGUGUGGUGGGAAAUGGGAGCUGGCUGCAAAUUCACAGGCUCUCUUGCAGUGUUCUCAUCAGAGUGGGCAGUUUUGUUGCUCCUACUCGCAGCAGUAGAGCGCAGCGUGGCUGUGCGGGAUAUUCUCUGCAAAGUGAUGUCACCCAGGAGGAGCAGCCUCGGUCGCAGAGGAUGCUGGAGACGAGAUCACCGCUUCAGCCUGGCUGCGGGGCUUUUGGGGCUAUUUGCUGCCGGUGCAGCCUGUCUGCCUCUAUUGACAUUUAGCGACCAAUCUGCCUCUCCUCUCUGCCUGCCCUUUGCUGGGGCCGAGAAUCCAGCCCUGAGUGUCACGGUUGUUCUGGUGCUGCUGAAUGCAUUGGCUUACCUGUUCACGGCAGCCAUAUACACUCAGCUGUACUGCAAACUUGGGAGGGUGGACCUAGUUGACCCAGAGCAGACUGGUGCCCUACGCCAUGUUGCUUGGCUCAUCUUCACAAACUGCAUCUUCUUUUGCCCUGUGGCAGCUUUCUCCUUCGCCCCCCACUUAAUAGGAUCAACUGCCGGAGGGCCAGAGAUUGCCAAGUCCGUCACUCUCAUUUUCUUCCCCCUGCCCGCGUGCCUCAACCCAGUUCUCUAUGUUUUCUUCAGCCCAGCUUUCAAGGAAGACUGGCUUAGGUUACGCAGCUGCGGUCGUUUAAGCCGGGAGAAAAAGCAAACUGGAGGCAGAAGUCACGAAAUUGUUGGAGGUGGCUCUGAGCUCACGGGUGGCGGCUCAUCCUCUCAAUUAAACUUUGAAUGCGGAGUUUAUUCUCAACUCUGUGGAGAGAUGGUUGUGUGUGAAGAGUGUGAGGGCAGACUGCAUGUGAAGACCUGCUCUUCCCCCUCUUCCUCCACAGUGUGUAAACACCUGGUGAAGUCUCACAGCUGUCCCACACUUUUGACAGGAGUGGCCACGUGCCAGCACGCUGAGGGAUCCUGGCCCGACAGCGGUACACCGUCCGCUCAGUCAGUGUACGUUGACGAGGAGGACUCGUUUGUAUCUGACAGCUCAGACCAAGUUCAGGCAUGCGGCAGAGCCUGCUUCUGUCAGAGCAGAGGCCUCCCUUUAGUACACUACUCAUACAGCAUACCUCGAGUCAAAGACUAAAGCCGCCUUGGCACUCCAUUAUAUGUGUGCAAAGAUCUACGUAAUGUGUUCACACGGGGACUAUUUACCUUUGGUGAAAGAUUGCAGCAAGCACUUACUGUAUGUUUGUUUUUCACUGUGUACACAGAGGCAGGCAAUCAUUUAAAGGGAACUUUUAAUUAAGUAACUGUGGAGUAGAAGAUUCUGUCAAAAGAUGGCUGAUAGACAUUGCAGAAGGUAUCUCGCCACCUGUGCCUCCUUCUUGCCUUCGAAAAGCCUCAGUAACUUGUAAUUUCGCUAUGUGCGAUCAUGAGCUUUUUCAAUGUAGUUGGAAUCAUUGUAAGCCAUGUCAAAUGUUAAAGCGCCUCUGCAGCAAGUGGUCAUUUUAUACUAUCUUUUUAUUUUUUUACAUCAAUGUAGCAAACAAUUGUAGAGUUUGUAAUGUAUGAGUUUGUUGGUCUUCACCUCAAAGGUGAAUAAUGUGCUACCUGCCUGUGACUGUGAUGGAACAGUGUGUUAAUGUGAUGAGAGGUUGUCAGUUUCUACUUAGCACGUGCUUGUAUUAAGUUAAGUCACCAAGACUAAGAAUGUGAUCCAAGUAACAGAUAUCACUGUUUAGAGCAACAGCUCCGCUUGCUUAUUUUGAAUGCUGGUCAGAACUAUUUAUUGUUUGAGCCGCAGCAAUGUUUGAAUGGAGGUAGUGUCAUUUGUUUUAAAAGGUAACCUUGUUCAGUGACUAAUAACCAGGCUUUGUUGGCUAUUGCAGAUGUAUUUUUAAAAUACAUAAACUGUUACAGUGGAACCUUGAUGUAUUGGACUAAUAGGGACGGGUGGGGGAUGGGGUCAUCUGUUCUUGUCAAUUGUCUUUUAUAUUGAAGCCCUUUUUGGGUGCACCACGAUUACUGUACAGAACAAAGUUAUUGUUUUGUACUUUUUUCAUGUCCUAAAACACCCCGUAUAGUACAAAGUUCUUGGAAACAAAAUUUUGAAAAGUUUGCAUUUUGACCAAACCAUCCACCCCCAUGUGGUUCUUGUAAUGACUACUGUCAAGUCAGGUGGGUCGCUUUCAUGAGCCACUAGAAAUUAGUGUGCUUUCUAGUUCUAAAAUCAGGUAAGAUUAGAUGUCAUAGGCCAGGGGUUGGUAACAUUUAACACUGAAAGAGCCAUUCCGACUCGGUUUCCACGGAAAAAACAACACUGGGAGCCACUAACACUUUUUCCAUAUCUGAAAUGAAAAUGUUAGCCUCUACAUAUUUUUUCUGUCCAUACACCCCCGAAAGAAUGAGAAUAGGAAUCUGUGCUGCCUAAAAGAAACCAGUGGCUUCUUUUCAUAUACAGUAAGUAUGUGAAUUGUACCAUUGGAUGGCGCAACUAGUCAUCCCUCACUCAUUGAAUCACAUUGCAAAGUGCCACAAACUGAAUAGCUGUUAUACUUUCAAUUUACAUUGGAUCAUUUUCUUUAUUUAUUUUUUAUUGCGUGCAAUGCAGAAUAUCUGCGAAGAGACUCAGUAGUGCACAAUUGCGCACGCGUGCAGUUUGGAGGCAACAUUGCCUGACGUCUUUUUUUUUUUUUUGGCACGCCGUCCCGCGAUCGACCAAGACUGCCUCGCCAUCGACGCAUUGAGCACCCCUGCUCUAACCAGUUUCUCUCUCUCUCUCUCUCUCUCGCUCUCUCUCUCUCUCUCUCUCUCUCUCUCUAACUCUCGCUCUCUUUUUAUACAUAUAAAAUAUCUUUACAAUUGUAAAAUAGUGUUGAGCAUCCAUGUUUCAGAAAAUUUUAUGAAUUAGAUUAACUCAUUUUGAACUCUUAACAACAAAAACUCACAGAGUUGGUCUCUUUCAAAUGACUUAAAAAGCUAGACUUAAAUUAUUGAUCUACCACACAAAAGUGUCGCGAGCCAUCAUCCUCGGAGCUUGUAGCGGAACCUUAACGUCAGUUUAAAUAUACAAUGGUAAAAAGACCAUUUCACUAAACAAUGAAAAUAAAUAUUAUAAUUAUAAUAUAAAUAAUUUCCUUAACUGUGUGUGUGUGUGUGUGUGUGUGUGUGUGUGUGUGUGUAUAUAUAUAUAUAUAUAUAUAUAUAUAUAUAUACAUUGUUUUUUUUCUUUUCAUUUUUCAGUGAGAUAGUGCUCUUUUUUUCCAUUAUAUUGUAAUACCCAUGGCAACAGGCAAAUGAGUCAGCGCUGGGUUUUUUAGUUGCUUUUUUUUAAUUAACACUCCUGCAGCACACUCUCCAACAACAAUAAGCUGCUGGUUACACUCACUCUCCCCCUUGUCAACCAUACUCUGACCCCCCCCCCCCCCCACGCUCUUAAAGGAGUACACUCAUUGUUUGCUAGAUCGACAAUUUAAGUUCAGCUUUUCAAGUCCUUCACCCUGCGAUUUUUAUUCUAUUUUUUUAAGAAUUCAAAAUAUGUUCUUUUAAUGGAUAAAAUUGAAUUUUCUUAAACAUGGAUGGAUUGCAUUGAUUUCAUAAGCAACACACUAUUUUAUGAGUGUCUAUAAUAUAUAUAUGUAUGUGUGUGUAUAUAUAUAUAUAUAUAUAUAUAUAUAUAUAUAUAUAUAUAUAUAAACAUCUUCAUUUCGGAUGUCAAAUAGUAAGAAGAAAAAAGAAAGAUAGAUGGAUGCUGUGAGGGAGGACAUGAGGACAGUGGGUGUUAGAGAGGAGGAUGCACGAGAUCGGCUUAGAUAGAAAAGAUGACACGCUGUGGCGACCCCUAAUCGGGACAAGCCGAAAGGAAAAGAAGAAGUGUUGUCUUUUCCAUGGAAACCGACUGGAAAAGUCUCUGAGUGUAAAAGGUUGCCGACUCCUGAUCCAGCCUUAUUGUAUGUGUGACCCGGAAAUUCAUCAGUCCUGUUUUCUGCUUGCAUUACGUCCCAGCGCCAGUAAACAGUAGCGGCCAAUUCUGGAAUGAAAAGACUUUAUUUAAGUUUAAGUGAGAAAUGAAACCUUUUUUGACAUUGAUUAGUUCUUCUGGUUCAUUGUGUCCGAUAUCUGUUAUAUUAGGGUCUCUUUUUUUAGAGGUUCCAGUGUACAUGUAAAAUUAUCGGUCAUUUUUGCUCAUCUGACAGUUCCAAAUGUUAUGUUCUUGAUAAAAACACCUUGUUGUCAUUCUGUUGAUUUUGGUCGGACAAACACCACUCAAGUGGUGAUUUUAAUUUUAUUUUAUUUUAUUUUUUCACGUCAUUGUAAUACCGGAUCAUUCAUUGCUUUGCCGUGCAAUGUGAACGUGUAUGAUCACACUUUAUUUUGAACUCGGUUGAGACUUAAAAUACCAUUUUAGUAAACCAAAAUGUAAUUGCUUUGCACAAAUUGCCACCAAUCCGUUUAAAUGUGUCUGUCACUCAGAAGUGCAUAUAAUUAGAUAAUGACUUAAUUGAGCUUUAAUUACUGUUCAGAACACGUUAAUUAUAUAUUUAUUUGAGGGUGGACGUAGUUCAAAAUUGACAAGGAUAUGCCAAACAAGGCUUUUCAAAUAUACUCCACUGUACAACAGCAACAUGAUAAUACUGUACUGCUGGAUAUCUGCUCCUGUUUCCAGUCUGUCUCAUGUGUUGCUGUGUAAGUGGUGUGAAGAGCAUUGGUCGAGUGUUUUUCAUAUUAAUCUCAUUUCCAAGUAUCUUCAAAUCUGACUUUAGGAUUCACCCUCACAGCAUCUAUCUGCAAGUGCUCAGGAAUGUAUCCAAAGGAACUUUGUCUCCACCAUCAGAUGUAUCCGUGAAUGUUUUUGGAUUGUUUGGUACUCAUGUCAACAUUGUCAUUGAUUAUCUGCCGCACUUGCCAAAAUGUCUUGAUUGUUCAACAUCUAUCCCAGCUGAUGAAAAUUUAUUAAGGUCGAUGUUUAUUGAAAAAAAUAAAAAAAUCUAGGUGUUAAUUUCUAUUUUUGCAACUAUAAAUUAUUUGAACAAAUUUAUUAAGACAGGGAUGCUACUCUAGAAAGCUACCUCCUUGGUUGUAAUUAGCAGCAAUACUUUAGAAAUGAUUUUUUUUCCUUUUCCUUUUGUUGGCAUCCCUGGCUUAUGUUGACCUUUUUUGUGGGAGGGAUCUAUACUGUAUACUGUGAUUUUUUUUUUUUUUUUUAAACAAACUACAUAAAACAAGAGGUUUUAUAGAUAAAUGUGGAGAAAUAAUAGAUGGAAAGUUAAUUCUUUGUUGCUUGUCCUUUUCAUGAGAUCUUCCCAAACUGUAUUGUUUUAUUUGCUCAUGUAAAAAAAUGUGAAUAAAACUGGUCAAACAACCAUAUUUUCAUUAACAUUGGCUAUUGUACCUUAAACACCAGGACAAUCGUGACUGUUCACAAGUAUUUUAAUAUUGCUGCA
Messenger RNA from Syngnathoides biaculeatus (alligator pipefish), 7799 nucleotides. RefSeq names its product leucine-rich repeat containing G protein-coupled receptor 4 (gene lgr4). The transcript is spliced from 18 exons. The coding region runs from base 563 to 3499 and encodes 978 amino acids. Gene Ontology annotation, biological process: G protein-coupled receptor signaling pathway. Gene Ontology annotation, cellular component: membrane. Lineage: Eukaryota; Metazoa; Chordata; Actinopteri; Syngnathiformes; Syngnathidae. The record is from RefSeq and is a predicted model, not a curated record. Gene Ontology annotation, molecular function: G protein-coupled receptor activity; protein binding.